AUGGCGGAGUACGAUCCCCUCGAUCCACCUACCUACGGUGACACCCCCGACGACGGCGCCAGCGAGUCCUACGAUCCGUCCCAACACCAGCAGAACGGCGGCGACGAGGCCGAACAAGACGAAGACUACGAUCCUUCGAGCAUCAACUACGGCGAGAGCGCAGACUCGGACACGAUCGCGGUAGCUCAGCCCGGGCAGCCUUCCAUACAGACUCCUUCCCAGACCGACGCACCUUCCAAACCGCCUCAAAAAGUCGCAGGCUUCAUAGUAGAAGAAAGUGAUGAUGAGCAAGAGCAAGAUGCGAGCGCCCCGCCGCCGCCCUCACAACUGAAUGGAGACGCCGGUUCUCAUUCUGGUCUCGGUGCGGUGGCAGUCUCAGAGGCGGAGGAUGUUAAUCUAAGUAGUGCACCACAAGAUGACACGGCUGCUUCUGCUACCACAAGUCUAAAUGGGUCCACCACUGUUCCCGUGCUUGAGUCUUCUUCAUCAAAUGCCCCACCUGAUCUCACAGUGCAGCCUCCAGAACAGGGUAAGACUGUCUCACCAGUGGCUUCUGCUCAGGCUUCCGUUCAGGCAUCUGUUGCACCAACUCCAGUGCCCGCCGCAGAGACACCUGCUGCUGCAACACCCGCUCCGCAGCAAGUGCAGCAACCUCCGCCUCAGACCAAUGGCGCAGUGCAGCAGCCCCCAGCCCGACUACCACACGACAAAGUCGGCCAGCUCGAGGAUCGUAUCAAAGAUGACCCGAAAGGUGACACGGAUGCCUGGAGUGCACUCAUCGACCAUUACUUCGACAAAGGCCAGUACGACUAUGCACGAGAAGUCUAUGAGAGAAUGUUGAAAGUCUUCCCUACGGCGGUCGUCUUGUGGGUCGGGUACAUCGCGAUGGAGAAGAAGCUGGACGAGACAGACAGAAUCGUCCACAUCCUCAACAAGUGCCUCAUGCAGAUACCGAACGUCGAUCUUUGGAAGUUCUACAUGGACCACGUUCGGCGAGCAUUGCCACUGAUCAACGACACAAACGGCGUCAAUCGCGCAGAGCUGAUGAAGGCGUGGGACAUGACCUUUGACCAUGUCGGCAUUGACCCUGCUGCAGGUCAACUCUGGAGAGAGUACAUCGACUUCAUGAAAGACGGGCCUGGCAGUGUUGGUGGUACCGGCUGGCAAGACAUGCAGAAGGCCGACCUCCUCCGCGCGGCCUACCAGCGUGCCAUCAAGAUCCCGAACGGGGAGUUCAUGAAGCUGUGGAAGGAGUAUGAGGCAUUCGAACACAGUCUCAACCGACAGACCGCCCGUAAGCACAUUCAGGAGCAGAGUCAACACUACAUGGAAGCUCGAAAAGCCAAGGUGCAGCUGGACCAGAAGCUUGAUGGCCUCGAUCGAUCUUCGCUGCCGCAACUGCCGCCGAUCUAUGGUUUUGCUGGCGAGGAGCAGUUCGGUGACCAGGUUGAGAAGUGGCGAGCAUGGAUCGCGUGGGAGCGCGACGAAGACCCGCUAGUGUUCAAAGGCACAGAAGACGACAAGUACCGGCAGCGUGUGAUUUACGCCUAUCGCCAGGCUACAAUGUUCUUAACGUUCUACCCGGAGAUCUGGUAUGACGCCGCAUCGUGGUGCUUCACACAACCACAGCUGGAGUCCGAAGGCGAGCAGUUUCUGGAGAAGGGUAUUGCUGCAAAUCCCGAGUCGGUCCUGCUUGCUUUGUUGAAGGCCGAUCGCAUCGAGGCCAAUCUUGCCACCGGAAACACGGACGAUGUCCUCAUCGCCAAUGGCGAGAAGCUCGAUGUGCCAUUCGAGGGCUUGCUUACCGCACUUUACACUCUUGUCACCAAGACAAAGCAGAAGGACAAGUUCACUGCUGCACAAAUACAAGAGCACUACAAUUCACUACCGCCAGAGGACGAGCAGAUGGAGAACGAGGAAGCUGAUGAUGACGAAGAUGCUUCAAAGCCCAAGACUCGACAAGAACAGAUGCAGGCCGAACUCGAUGCAGCAAAGUCUUCGUUCGCAGCUCAGCUUGACACCCUCAAGCGCACCAUUUCGUAUGCCUGGGUUGCUAAGAUGCGCGCGUUCCGCCGUGUUCAAGGUCAAGGCAAGCCGGCGAAGAAAGGCGCAGAUCCCAAUACCAAGGUCGUAAAGGGCUUCCGAGGCAUCUUCGUCGAGGCUCGUCCACGUGGUAUGCUGUCAAGCGCUGUGUACAUUGCUUCAGCUCUCAUGGAAUGGCAUGGGUACAGAGAUGGCGCCGCCGAGAGGAUCUUUCAACGAGGCGCGAAGCUUUUCCCAGAGGACCACAUCUUCAUCCUUGAGUACGUCAAGCAUAUGAUCAAUGUGGGAGACAUCACAAAUGCUCGCGUCGUCUUCAAGGGUGCCAUCAGCAAGCUCAACAAUGCGGAGAGAUACUCUCUCGAGCAACGUCGCAAGAGAUGCCGUCCACUACUCGUCUUCAUGCACGACUGGGAGAGCAAGUACGGGGACUAUGCGGAGAUCGUCAAGAACGAAGCACUGAUGGCAAAACUAUACCCUGAGGAGCCUGAGAUCAACCGCUUCAGCCACCGCUCUACACUUCCCGAUUUCGAUGCUGUCGCUGUACAGCUUCUGCUGAGCCCAACACAAGCACGGCCCAAGACCGACAUUCCGCAAGUGCUCGCGCCUGAACAGAACCCUCUCGGCGCCACAAGCCCUCGGGCUCAGGAACUUAUCCUCGGACCUAACGGCCCAUACCUCGCCAGCCCCAAGCGUCCUCUCGACGACUCUGACGCCGACACCUCCCAACGUACCAAAUUCAUGCGCGCCGAGUCGCCUCUCAAGGGCAAUGCAGGCAACGCCGGCGUCCGCAUCAACAAGGGCAGCGCUACUGUUCCCACCGGCAACGUCACCCAUGGAGGCGGUUUCGCGACUAAGACUUUCGUACCGGGAGGCCUCCCACCUGGCCCUCCUCCUAUCCCGCCCAAGAUUCUUGAGAUUCUGGGUGCGCUACCACCUGCACGCUCCUACACUGGAACGCGCCUUGAUCCAUUGAAGAUAGUGCCGUUCCUUGCUACGGUGAAUGUGGAUCAUGCGAAGGCGAUGUACCAAGCUGGACAGCUACCACAAUUCCCCCGUGCGCAGUAG
Fulvia fulva is the source of this 3108-nucleotide messenger RNA. RefSeq names its product mRNA 3'-end-processing protein rna14. Gene Ontology annotation, cellular component: nucleus. The coding region runs from base 1 to 3108 and encodes 1035 amino acids. The record is from RefSeq and is a predicted model, not a curated record. Gene Ontology annotation, molecular function: mRNA binding; protein binding. The transcript has 2 exons. Lineage: Eukaryota; Fungi; Ascomycota; Dothideomycetes; Mycosphaerellales; Mycosphaerellaceae. Gene Ontology annotation, biological process: mRNA 3'-end processing.